UACCAUGUUAGCCCAGUAGCUUAAAGGCUCGUUUCAAUUGUUUUAGCAGGAAGCUAAAGUAGAAAAACAACGCUUUCAUUUCGGAGAAUGCAAACUAGCUUAGCAUUCCAUUAGCUUGUUUUGCUGCAGCACAGUCAAUGAAACCCCUAAGGCUGGGAUUCUAUCUUUGUUUUUAAUGACGUGGGGACAACUGAUGACGACUUCCUGUCUGUGUUCAGGUGAUGGAGCCCACCAGGAUGAAGCUGCGAGUGCGUCGCCGCGACAAUGCGUCUGCGGACGCCACGGCGGCGGCGAACCAGGCGGACGAAGAGGAGCGUAGCCGAGAGAGCGGCCGGCGCGGCAGCAGGAGGAAAACAGGCGGAGCCACGUCGACUGCAGCCAACGCCUCCUCCUGGUCACCUCCCCCGCCGCCCACCUCCUCCUCCGCCUCGGCGCGGGCCGCCAUGGCGGUGGCCGAGGAGGCGUCGCCCGACUCCAAGUGCCCGAUCUGCCUGGACCGCUUCAAUAACCUGGCGUACCUGGACCGCUGCCUGCACCGCUUCUGCUUCCCGUGCAUCCAGGAGUGGUCCCACAACAAGGCCGAGUGCCCCCUGUGCAAGCAGCCCUUCGCCUCCAUCCUGCACUCGGUGCGCGCCGAGGACGACUUCAAGGAGUACACGCUGCGCCCGCCGCCCGCCAACAGCAGCGUGGCCGCCACCGUCGCCAUGGUGGCGGCCAUGGCCUCCGCGGCCAGGAGCGACCACCAGAUGAGGCUGAUGCUGAGGAGGCACCAGGGCGCCGACGGCGAGGAGGCGGCCACGACGGCGGCGGCGAGGAGGCGGCAGAGGGGGAGGAGGUCGGGGGUGUGGGAGUGGUACCUGGACACCCCCCCGCUCGCACUGCCGCCUCUGGCUCGCCACCCCAAUGCGUCUCCGCUUGUGGCGGAGGACAGCGAGGAGGGGGAGGAGCUUGGGGAGCGGAGGGCGAGCGCUGGGUCCGAGCUGGCGGAGCGCGGCGUGAUAUUCGAGGGCCUGACGGGACUCAGCGGCGCGGAAGCCCCCGUGGCACCCAACGACCGGGCAGCGCGGCGGCUGAUGACCCGCCUGAUGGCGAGGCGGCGGUUGCAGCGGGAGGGCGGGGCCGUGCGACGGCUGAGGGAGAGAGAGACGGUGGCGCUCCGUCGGGCGCUCUACCGCAGCGGCAUACGGGUCCGCGGCGUUGCCGGGGCUGACGGUAACCAGGGGAAACAGCGAGAAAUCACGGCGGAGAGCUUCCUCCGUAACCCCACCCACCUGAACAGGCUCCGCCCCUGGCUGCGGCGGGAGCUCACGGUGCUGUACGGGACGCACGGCACGCUGGUGGACAUCGUCCAGCGCAUCAUCAUGGCGCGGGUGGCUCGCCAUGGCCUGGAGGACACGCCCACCAUAGAAGAAGAGCUGCGGCAGUUCCUGCUGGCGCGCACCGACCACUUCCUGCACGAGCUGGUCAGCUUCGCGCGCUCGCCGCUCAGCCUGGAGAGCUACGACCUGCAGGCGGCGUACGAGCCGCCGGACGCCGCCAUGGAGCUGGACGGGACGAGCAGCUCCUCCGACGGCAGCUCCGUCAUCGCCAUCUCCGAGGGCGAGGAGGAGGCGGGGCCUGCCGGGGGAAGGUCUGACGAGCCCCCGGUGGGCGGGGCCUACGACAACGACGACGUGGUGCCAUCGGGAGGCGGCCUCAGCCUUUCAGUCUGGGAUGACGAGACUCCAGGCCCCUCCUACUCCAGCGCCGAGCCGUCCUGCUCGCUAGCCGGCCCGCUGUUUGGCCACGCCCCCAAGACCACCAAUGAGGAGCGGGGAGGCAGGGAGGAGGGGGCGGGGGGGGAGGAGGAGGAGUGUCUGAUCGUGGGGUUCAAGAAGCCGAUAGCGGAGCGGACUCCUGAGCUGGUGCAGCUCUCCUCUGACACCGACGAGGGGGAGAAGGAGAAGAAGGAGGAGACGGAGGAACUCCCUCCCCUCCCCGCCUCCGCCCUCUGUUACCUACCCACAAUCCCUCCCUCCACGUCGGGCUCCUACGGCGGCGAGCAGGAGGAGGGCGGGCCUCGUGCUCGUUCCUUGUCUGGCGGCUCCGCAGGAAGCGGCAGCUCGGUGCUCGCCGUGGGCCCGACGGCGCCCGGCGAUGGGAGGCGAGGUGGGGAGGAGGCCAAAGACAGGAGGAGGAGGAGGAAGAGGAGGAAGAGGAUUGGGCGCAAGAGGAGCGGCACCCUGCACAACCCCAACCGCUCCCUCUAUCCCGCAAUGCUGCGCCACUACUCGCGCUCCUCCUCGCCGCUCCACUCCAGCGGGUUGGGCUCCGGCUCGCCGCCCAGCCCCCCCGGCUCCACCUGGGACUCCUACCACCUCUCCCAGGUGUCCCCCUCUCUCCUCCUCCGCCUCGUCACACUCUCGUUGCUCUUCUUCCUCCUCCUCGCCCUUCGGGUCCUCCCCCCCGCCGGCGCCGGUGGCCUCGCUGUCGCCCGGGGAGGCGGCGAGAAACCCGGCGGGAAGAGGAAGUACAAGAGCCGCCACCUGGACGACAAGGACCCCACCUGGAGGCCGAGCAGCCGGGAGAAGGGGGUGGGGGGAGGGAGGAGUCGAGACAGGCAGAAGAGGAGCGUCGGCGAGAGGAGAAGCCGAGAGGACCGGAGCCCCAGCGUGGAAAUCGUCUACGAGGGCACCGCCCCCCCCCCCGCCCGCAAGCGCCGCAGGAAGGGUCAGCUCGGGGCGCAGCCCAGCAGCUCGCCGGUCAUCAUCACCUUGGACAGCGACAGCAGCCUCGAUGAUGACAGCAGUCCAAUCAGCAGCCAGAGGACCGUCGACUUCUCCGACCUCCCCCCCCUGCCGGGGCCCCCCCCCCCUCAUCCUGGACCGGGGGUCGGAGGUCGAGCCAGGGGGCCCCGUCGCCCUCGACAACAUCAGCGACGUGGACGUGGAGGGCUCGCCGCUGGGAUCGGACGAUGAUGUUGAACGACCAAUCGGAAAGAGGGACACCUCCUCCGCUGAUGUCUCCAGCAAGAGACACUCUGAGGUGUUGUCCUCUGACAGCUGUCUCCUAGCAACCAUCCUCAGCGACCUGCGGGGGAUGGCUGCGCCGGCCGCUGGCUUUGACCCC
Messenger RNA from Pungitius pungitius (ninespine stickleback), 3108 nucleotides. Its product is annotated as E3 ubiquitin-protein ligase Topors-like. NCBI's taxonomy places the organism in Eukaryota, Metazoa, Chordata, Actinopteri, Perciformes, Gasterosteidae. Gene Ontology annotation, molecular function: ubiquitin protein ligase activity; metal ion binding. Gene Ontology annotation, biological process: protein monoubiquitination; protein polyubiquitination. The record is from RefSeq and is a predicted model, not a curated record.